AUGGGUAGUUCUGGCGGUACGUUCAAGCCCGAAAGAAAUGUGAUGAUAUCAUUAUUUGGCGCUGAAUGCUCGGAAUGGCCCUUCUCGGACUCGACGCUAAUGCACGCUUUGGCGUUCAAAACGCAGCAAGAAAAGACCAAACAGCAAUUCUACAGGCUAGAAUGUGUGAAUCGGUCGAUCGAGCUGCUCAAAACGGCCAUGAGGGCCAACGUGCCGGGCCCAAUGAUCGCACAACUAUUCCAAGGAUCAGGAUCGGGAAUUGAUGCGUUGUCGAGCGCAGGAGCCAAUUCUUCGCAGCAACCGAGUUCCAAUGCUAGCGGUGGGCACGAACGCAACCCGCAGGACUCGUCGCUCACGGAUUCGCUCACAGAGUCACAUUUGGAAUCGCAUACAAGUCCACGCACGAAUUCCGCAAUGCGAAGACCGCCAAGCGUGGGAUCGGCACCACUCAACUAUAGCUUCCCGCCAGUAAACGGCUCUGGCGUCACUAGCAUGCAUCGCAGGACCAACUCGCCGGCGAGAAUAGGUGCUGCUGCCGUGGCAACGCUGGACGAACACAACCAUCUGAAAGAAGAAGACAAAGACGACUUGCCAGAGGCUGUUUCGCUACCCCGAUCUUACCACAUGAGCAAUCGCUCUCCCCUGCAGUUUCACUCGCAUCGCAGGAAUUUCUCGGUUCCGCUCGCAAGGCCCACUGAUCUUUCACCACAGGAACCUCCCGCACAAUUUCCAUACAGGAAACCUCACAACCCAAUGACCUCAGUGAUAAACUUCGGCUCGUGGCAAAGCUACGAUCCGGUCCCACCUUCCACCAUGAGACGCUCAGGCUCCAUAAGGAAGCACAGAAAAACAAAAUCUGCGAACAUAACGCCAAAUUUCGGUGUCAUAGACAUGAAUGUUGCCAACCAGGUUCGUCUUCCAGAAUUAACUGAAUCUCAUGACUUCUACGCACCCAAGGACAAAAAUCGGGUGAAAGAUGAAAACGGAUUCGACGACCAACAGACCUGUAGUGAGCAUAGCAGCCGCGAAUCAACACCUAUACCUCAAGUGACAAAGGGCCCCAAUUUUGCCAAUAAUUUGCUGAAUAGUUAA
Molecule: messenger RNA, 1092 nt
Organism: Lachancea meyersii CBS 8951
Lineage: Eukaryota; Fungi; Ascomycota; Saccharomycetes; Saccharomycetales; Saccharomycetaceae
Source: the annotation of a GenBank genome assembly